Apis cerana (Asiatic honeybee) is the source of this 523-nucleotide messenger RNA. Its product is annotated as serine protease inhibitor 3. NCBI's taxonomy places the organism in Eukaryota, Metazoa, Arthropoda, Insecta, Hymenoptera, Apidae. Gene Ontology annotation, molecular function: peptidase inhibitor activity. The record is from RefSeq and is a predicted model, not a curated record.
CAAGUUUGAUGAAAGUGGGGAAAGGUCGAUGUGGUAACGUCGACGACACGAGAGUACAUAAAGGCCGAGGAUCGGUCGAGGAGACAGUGGAAAAAGGUGGCUAGUUAAACAGAGAUGUCCUUCAAAUUGUUCUUGUUUCUGUGUGCCAUUGCGAUCGAUCUUGCGAUCCAGAAACCGAUGUGCGUACCGGGUAAAAAUUUCUUCGAUGGUUGCAAUACGUGCACCUGUACCGAUAACGGAAGUUUCAUCUGCACCCUGGCUGCUUGCGAGGACUACGACCCCGAAACUGACACGUUCGUACCAGUGAAGAUUUUAGAACCUCCGUCCGAUUUUUGGCAAAAUUCAUAAUGUAACUAUAUAUAUAUUUCUGUUUGAUGUACUUUAAGACCGUCUAUUACAUACGUCGAUCGUACAUACAACGACUUGUUCCAGGACGGAAAUUGCGAAAAAUGGCAGCGUGUCAUUUUAUAUUUCAACGAAAGAAAGAUACGAAUGAGAAAAGAGAAUAAAAGUUGAAAAUAAA